AACGCGUACAAAUGAAAAAAAACAAAAGAAUUAUUAAAUCUUGUACAAUAAACAAUUAGCAAAAAAAAAAAUAAUAUUAAAUUAAUUAAUUUUCUCAAUUAAAAGAGCAGAAAUUUUAUCGCAAUUUUUUUGUACAAUUUUUUGUUUUCUGUGAAAAAUCAGUUUUCAAAUAACAGACACUGAAACAAAAACAAUCGAGAAGGGACAAAAAAAAAUAAUUAACGGACGAUCGAACCAAAUCAAAUGAUUGAACAUUCACAAUAAUAUCAUCACCGAAUUGAUUGAGAUCGACUAUAUCGUAAUGUCAUAAUAUCAAUUGACGGUUCAGUUUAUUUGAGUUGACAAUAGUUUUGUUUUUAAGGAUUGGUUUUUCAUUUCGCAUCAAUUAAACAGUGUUCUUUUUAAAAAGAAAUCACCAUUAUUCAGACAAUAAAAACAACAACAAAAAAUCAAAGUGAAUCAGUGGAACAGACGACAUAGCAACUGUAGUAGCAAAAAAAAAGACACACAUAAAAAGUGUAAAAGAGUAGCAAUUGACAAAGUUGACAGAAAGAGAGAGAGUGUUUGUUUUUUUUUUGCAAAUUCUGUAGAUCAGUGGAAUACAUCACAUCAAAAUAAAAAAAAAACACAUUCUAACCAUACACACUCACACACUGAAAGAAGGAAACACUAACUAAGCUCAGGAUUAUUUAAUUUUGUUCAACGAAACAAAAAAAAAAACACACACACAGAAAUACCCAAAAAGCAACUAAGUAAGCAAAAUACGUGGAACGAGAAAAAAAUAUAUAUAAGCGAAACAUACGCAAAGUGAAAACAAAAGCCAGCAACAUCGACAUCCAACAAAACAAGAAACAAAGGAAAAAAAACGUUUUUUUUUACGGAACAAACACAAAUAAUAAUAGUACUAAUAAAAAAGGAAUAGUAAAUUUUUUGGGAUUUCGGUAACAUCAACAACAUCAGCAGCAACAAAAUUACCAGCGAAAAAAAGGAUAUUGAAAACAAACACACGAGAUAAAAGAAACGAAAAAAGCAACAUUAGACCGAAUAAAAAUAGUUUGAAAGGAAAAAGAAAGAGAGAAAAAAAUAAGAAAAACAAAUCCAGAAUAAUUGUGUGUGUUGUGAAACGGUUGGCAUAGUGUUGUGUCUGUGCAAGUGCAAAUUAAAAUUAAUAUUCGUUAUCUACAUCUAUUAUGUUGUGUUGAUCUUUUAUGUUGGCUGUUUCGUGGUGCAUUGUGGUGCCGAAUAUCGAAUAAAAAAUAUUUAAGAAAAACAAAAAUAUCGCAGCAGAGAGAAUCUAUAAAAAAAAACAAUUUCAGAAAGAAUUAGUUGAACGAAGAAUAAAAAAAGUGACCAAAAAAAACCAAACCAAAAAAAUAUCACACACACAAGAACGGAUAUAAACAAAACACACAAAAAAAAACAAUAUCUCCUAUUGAAAUUCGGUGCGUCUGUGUAAAUUAAUCAGAGUUUUUCAUGCGUCUGCCAGUCUUAUCCAUUUGUAUUCGUCGCCACUGUAUAGAAUAUCAAAACGCCUCCGUUGGAUUGUGCUGUGUAGCUGGUUGGUUUUCCUCUUCAGAUAAAGUCAUUUUGUAAUGUAUUAUUGAUCGCAACCACGGAGUCGAUUAAGUUCGACAACCGAGCUGUACAGCUCGGUUCGGGAUCGAUCCCGAUUCCAUCAAGAAUUGAAACAUUAACAAAAACCACAUCCUCGUCAUCGGCCACAACGACUAAGAACGAUGAACAGCAACAAAACAACCGACAAGCGACCGGUUCACCCGUAAACACAUCAAACCCAUUAAAGUCACAAUUAUCGCCAGAAACCGAAGCACAAUCAUUGACACAGCACGAAAACCCACAAAUAGACUAUCAAUCAGAAGGUGAAGCAUCGACGUCUCCGCCAACAUUGUUUCACGCAGCAUCAGCUAUGCCACCACCACCACAAGACUCACCACAAACGGAAUUGGCUCCGCGAAAACGGCGCAGAAAACGUGAUGAUCCACAAAAUUGCUUAACUAACUCGGAGGAAUUUGAUUCAGACGACGCGUCUCCAUUAUCUUGUUCAGAUGUCGAAAGUUUCCAAGGUAAAAUCGUUUACAAUCCGGAUGGCAGUGCAUAUAUAAUUGAUUCAGAAAACGAAUCCUUGUCAAAUAUUUCAUCGGCCGACAAUUGUGCAUCAGAAGGUGUUCAUUUGCCAGUGACGCCAAAUAAUCCAAAAAUUCAUUCCUUUCGUGUUGUAUCAGCAAUUGAUGCUCAAUGUUUAAUACCAUCGAGCGGUGCUGUUGACAGCACAGUAACGCAGCUCAGUAGUGGAUCAUCGGCUGGCAAUAAUUUAGAUGCAAAGACGGCAUCAUCAGCGGCCAAAAUAACAAAACCAAUACUUAUGUGUUUUAUAUGUAAAUUAAGCUUUGGAAAUACGAAAUCGUUUGGUUUGCAUGCAAAUACCGAGCAUACAUUAAAUUUACAAGAAAACGAAAAGAAUUUACUAAAUCGAGAGUAUUCGAGUGCCAUUAUACAACGGAACAUUGACGAAAAGCCUCAAAUAUCGUUUUUGCAACCGCUUGGAUCAACGCAACCACAGAAGGAUACACAGUCAAAGUCUCAUACGAUCAACAGUGAUGCAGAUGAUUUAAGUGCCCAGCAUCUGCAUCAUUCGACCGAUCUAAUAGACGAACGGAAGCAACGACGAAAUAAUCUCUCCGAUAGUACUGAACUCUCCUCAUCAGUUGAAUCACUAACUGAAGAUCAGCAAAAACAACAGCCUCAGCUCACCUCUUCGCCGUUGAUUACACCUCAUUCGCAAUCGCAAUCACGACAACUAUUCGACGAAUCCCCACUGAAAUCCAAUAAUAACAGUUUAGUCGGUAUGUCGGUUUCAACGGCCAGUGCAGCCAGCAAAACGCUAAAUGAUCUAAUUAGUCAACAACAACAACAGCAGCGGCUUACUUCCUCAUUGCUCGCUCCAUUUCUGCAGCAACAGCAAUUGAAUCAACUUCGACAGGCUGCACAAUCUGGUUGUCCCGAACAUCCGAAUGGAAAAGGUGUCGAUUGCAAGACUUGUGAAUUGCUGGAGUGUAGUUUUUAUGGAAUUGGAACUGAUAGCAUAAGAUUGCCAAGAACUCCGAGCAAAUCACCAAACGGCAACGGAAACAUUACCGAUUAUUCACAGCAACCAGCUCAAAAACGUGAACCAGCUUCUACUUCACCACCUGAUACCAUACCAUUAACCAUAUCACCAACAAGUCAACCAGCACCUAGUUUUACAAUUGGUGCAUGUCCGGAACAUGUGAACGGUAGACCAUUUGGAGUCGAUUGUUCAAGAUGCGAGCUUAUUUUGAAUUCGGCUCGAUUGAAUACCGGUGCACAAAUAUCGACGCGAAAUUCUUGCAAAACACUGAAAUGCCCACAGUGUAAUUGGCAUUACAAAUAUCAAGAAACACUGGAAAUUCACAUGCGUGAAAAGCAUCCAGACGGCGAAAGUGCUUGUGGAUAUUGUUUAGCAGGCCAGCAACAUCCACGUUUAGCACGCGGCGAAUCUUAUACUUGCGGCUACAAACCGUACCGUUGUGAUAUCUGUAACUAUUCGACGACAACGAAAGGCAAUUUGUCGAUCCAUAUGCAAAGUGAUAAGCACUUGAACAACAUGCAAGAAUUGAGUAAUUCACAAAAUUUAAAUAAUAACUCAUCACUGAGUGCGAACGUUCCAAGCGGAACGACCAAUUCAGGUGCUGGUGAUAUUCGUGAUAGUCCAAAAAUCUUAUUGCCAAAUUUGCAACAACAACAAAAUCAACAAAAUCAACAGCAAACACAGCAACAGCAACAAGCUCAGCAACAACAGUUGGCUGCAGCUCAAAAUCUGUCCAAUUCAAAUAAGCCAAAAGCAUCGUUCCGCUGCGGCGUUUGUUCAUAUGAAACAAGUGUUGCGCGGAAUUUGCGAAUCCAUUGGACUAGCGAAAAGCAUACACACAAUAUGGCUGUAUUGGAGAACAAUAUCAAGCAUUUGCAAGCGUUAGGUUUCUUGCAACAGCAAAGCCAAGCAGCCGCUGGUCUGUCAACUGGAUUGCCACAAUUACCAGCAUUACCAUCACUUUCAUUGCAACAGCAACAACAACAGCAACAGCAGCAACAUUUGGCUGUCGCACAAAAUCUAAGUAAUUUAUCGAAUAUGCAGUCAUUUUUACCAGAAGCGGCAUUGGCCGAUUUAGCGUACAAUCAAGCACUUGUCUUUCAAUUGCUAAAUCAUCGAAAUCCAUCAGCGGCAGCAUUGACAGCUGCUCAAAAUCCAUUGGCCAAUGCAACGGCGAAUGCAACAAAUGCAAGCGCACCGCUUUUAAAUCCUAAUGGAAAUGGAAUCUCGCCCGUUGCAAGCUCAAAUAAUUCAAAUACAUCGGCGGCGGCGGCAGCAGCAGCAGCAGCAGCAGCGGCCGGUGCUAUUUCAAGUGCUGGUCUUGAAUCUGAUUUUGGUUUAAAUCCCGAUACAUUUGAGCCACCAAUUGAAACGGAUUUGUAUCCGACAACGAUGUACAGUUGUCUCAUUUGCGCCAAUUUCAAUACCAAUCAAAUCGAAGAGCUCAAUCAACAUUUACUAAUCGAUCGAUCGCGACAAAAUCAACAAGAUGUUAUGUUGAUUAUCAACGAAACGAAUAAAUCACAACACCAACCGACUUAUGUAUGUCGUUUGUGCAAUUACAGGACAACAUUGAAGGCCAAUUUUCAAUUGCACAGCAAAACUGAUAAGCACAUACAAAAACUCAACUAUAUCAAUCAUAUCAAGGAGGGUGGAACAAGUAACGAGUACAAAAUAAACUAUAAUAGUAACAAUACGGUGCAGUUGAAGUGUAAUUGUUGUGAUUAUUACACGAAUUCAAUUCAAAAAUUGAAUUUACACUCGCAAAAUAUGCGACACGAAAGCAUGAAAAUCAUUUUCAAUCAUUUGGUGUCAACAAUGGUGACCGUAUCCACGUCAUCAUUAUCGAAUGAUAACAACGAUGCAAAAACAUCAAUUGACACACCGAAAAAUGCGACAAACGAUGAUGCACACGAUUCAAUCGAUAAAUUGAAUGAAUCAUCGGAUAAUGUUGAUGCGAUCGGUUCGAUUGACAAUGCAACAACCGAUUCACAUCAGUCGAACGAUGGCGAAACACAACAAAAUGAAGGAACAGAAAAUGCGACAAAUCAAACGAUCAGCGUGAAAAGUGCAGAUGAACUAAAUGAUACGGCCAAAGAUAGUGCGACAGGAAUCACGGCGAUCAGUGUCAAAAGUACUGACGAUUUAAUCGAUACGUCUACCAAAGAAAAUACCGAUAACAACAACAGUGCAUCGUCACAAACUCAAUCAGCGACAACCAACAACAAUAAUAAUAACAACAACAGCAACAACAAUAACAAAGUAAUCAUGUGUCAAUUGUGCAACUUUAAAGCGAACCACAUUUUGGGAAUGGUGCAGCAUGUGAAAAGCUUCCAACACAUGCAAAUCGAGCAUUUAAUCUGUAUGCAACGUGCUAAAGAAAAUUUGGACUCAUUGGAAUUAACGGACGUGUUCACAAUCACCGAAUCUGAUUGUGGAUCCGGCGAAGGAAAUACCCGUCAAAUGUUCUCAGGGGAGGGAUCAAUGACUGGUGCAACAUCAACAAAUAUUUACAAAUGCAAUCAUUGCGAUUAUCUCACCGAAAACAAAUUCGAUAUUGUGCAGCAUUUGAGUGCGAUGCAUCCGCAAAGCAACGAUACCGAUUUUCAAAUAAUUUCAUCAUCGAAUGCCAAUGCACGUUGGAGUUCGGAUGAAAUGAAUUUGCUAUCGGGUGCCGGAAGAACCAAUAUAUCGACACCAACGCCAACCGAAAAAGAAGACGACAUCAAAUCGGAACGCAUGGAUGCCGAAAAUUCAGAGGAUGAUUUUAAUAUGAGUGCAAAUGAUGGAACGGAAAAUGUUGAUGGUACAAAUGAAUUUACCGCAGUGUGUCCAUUGUGCCAGGAUUCAUUUGGCGAUAAAAAAUCACUGGAAAAUCAUGUGAUGAAUAUUCACCAUGUGAAUACGGAUGGUUUGGCAAGACUGCUUAAUUUAUACGAAACUAGUCAUUGGUUGAAUAGUAAUAAUGGCAGCAGCAGUUCAUCGAUUACUGGAACGGCAUCAAUGAUGCAAGCAGCAGCAGCAGCGGCAGCGGCCACCAAUAAAAUUGGCAAAAGUCCCGGCAGCAGUGCCAGCAGUUGUGCAGACAAUUCCGAUAUUGAAUGUGUUAUGUGUGGCACAUCAUUGAAAUCGAUGUCCGAACUAUUUAUGCAUGCCAAUGAAUCGCAACACUUCCAAUUGACGGGCAGCAACAAUGAAUACAUGUGCAUAUUGCGUGUGUGCCAACAACAGUUUGCAUCAAUUAACGGAAUGUUAAGUCAUUUCAAAGAUUGUCACAUGAAUGCAGUGAUCUCAGAGCGUCACGUUUAUAAAUUUCGAUGUAAAUUGUGUUCGUUGGCAUUUAAAACACAAGAGAAACUCAACCAACACUUAAAGUAUCAUACGAUGCGCGAGGCGACCAGAUGUCAUUUGUGUUCGCGUAACUUCCGAAGUUUGGCUUCAUUGCAAAAGCAUAUGGAGCAAUUCCAUCAGGGUAAUAAUUCUGGUAUCAUAUCGACCAGCAGCCCAAUAACCUCGCCAAAUCUUGAUAAAUCCAAUGAGUACGACGAUUAUCCGAUUGCCGGCAGUCCGGAAAAUGAAAUGAUGGAAAUUCAACGUAGUAACAGUGUUGCGGCCGAUGAUCAAUCAUCGAUUUCCACUGAAAUGAUCAGCGAAACAACCGAUCUGGAUGAAUAUCUCAAUUCACAGACAAUGGCCGAAGAGGGAUACAAUGAUCUAAUGCGUAAAUUUAAGUGUAACAAAUGCAAAAUGGGAUUCACACAUCAAACAUACUUGCAACAACAUUAUAAAUCAAAUUUGCAUCUACGUCGCAAUGCCGAAAAAACGUCCAACUAUUCAUUUGAAAAAUAUAAUGAUCCGAAACGUCCGUUCAAAUGCGAAACAUGCCGCGAAAGUUUUACACAAAAUAACAUUUUACAAGUGCAUUUUAACAGCGUUUCACAUUUGCACAAGAAAAAGCAAAUCGAAAGCAUCACACCAUCGACCAGUCCAACGAUUGCCGCAACAAAUGCAUCAUCGUCUGCCGAAUUCGAUCGGCGAAGUGUUGAUUUCGAUCGAAAAUCGGUCGAUUUCGAUCGGAAAUCAUUUGAAUUCAAUGAAAUUGAAGGUGAAGUGCAAAAGAGAAAAUGCAGCCCGGACAAUGACUAUGACAGUCCAAAGAAAAAAUUUAAAUGUGACAUUUGUAAAGUUGCAUACGCACAGGGAAGCACAUUGGAUAUUCAUAUGCGUAGUGUAUUGCAUCAAACGCGCGCUUGCAAGGAGCAACAACAGUUACAACAACAACUUCAACAGCGCCAACAAUUUUCACCAAACAAUUCACAAUUCAGUGCAGUGAGUCCAACACCAUCGAAUAUGAGUGGCACCGGAAAUGUCGAUUUAAAUGAAUCGGCCGUGAAUGCACUGAAAGCAUCCAAUUCACCAAAAUUCAAUAAUCAAAUUUAUAAAAUGCUAUUGGAAAACUACGGGUCCGAUAUGGUCAAACAAUUUAUUGAAAUGAAUAAGAAUCCAAGCGGAGAGACCGCUCAACGCUUGGCCGCCAAUCCGGCACUUGCAAAUUUCCUACUGAACGAAGCCGCACUGAAUGCCAAUGCAAAUUUGACACAAUCGCUCAAUGCCGGCUUGAAUACACCAAGUAAUGCUGAAAAGUACUUCUGUCGUCAUUGUAAAAAGACAUUUUCCAGUGUGUUUGUAUUGAAAUCGCAUUGCGAAGAAGUGCACAAUGAAAAGGUUCCCGUCGAAUUUUUGGAAAAGUUUGCCGAAAAAUUCAAAGAUUUUUACAUGGACAGUGGAAAUGCAUCGAACGAUGGGCCGGACAGUGAAAUUCUUGAUUUCUCAAAAAAGAAUGCAGCCGAUUUAACGAAAGUGAAGGCAGAGACUAAUUUAUCGCAACCAUUGGCCGCAUCAUCGCCAGCAUUAGGAAAAUUAGCCGAACAAUCACAGCAAGCAUUACAAUUGGAGCAUUUGUCGCAACAAUUAAACAUUGAUCCAGCGACACUUGCACAAAAAAUCAUGGAACAAAAUUUAGCGGCUGCUGCAAACUUCCCACAAUUUGGCAUACCUGGUGGUUUGCAAGGACUUCAAAGCCUUCAACAUUUACAGAACUUGCCAGGAUUACCAGGAUUGGGAGGACUUCAAGGUUUGCAGAGCCUACAGAACUUACAAAAUCUACCAAAUUUGGCUGGGAAUCCACAAUUAAAUACACUUGAUAUGUUGAAUCUGAUGCAAUUUCAAAAUUUGUUAUCGUUGAACUUCAUGAAUUUGGCGCCACCACUGAUAUUCGGUGCGGCAGCCGCAGCACAACAGGCCAAUACCAACAAUGAAGCUGGUCUUAAUAUCGCACCAAAUCUUGGCCGUUCAACCGCUAGCAUGAGUUCUGUAUCGAGUAAUGCUUCUGAUAUCGCAGUAAAUGCAAAUCCAUUAGCAGCUGCUCAAAAGGUUCAAUUGUUACAACAACAAGCGGCAGCAGCACAACAGCAGGCGACAAGUAAUCAAAAACGUGCACGUACGCGAAUCACUGACGAACAGUUGAAAAUUUUACGCGCUCAUUUUGACAUUAACAAUUCCCCUAGCGAAGAAAGCAUUAUGGAAAUGUCGAAAAAAGCCAAUCUACCGAUGAAGGUGGUUAAACACUGGUUCCGAAAUACAUUGUUUAAAGAGCGUCAACGCAAUAAAGACUCUCCGUACAAUUUCAAUAAUCCACCGUCAACAACGCUCAAUUUGGAAGAAUAUGAACGGACGGGCCAAGCGAAAGUUACUUCUCUGGGCAAUGAAUUGAGCAAUUCAUUGCAACAGCAGCAAGCUGGCAAAGGAUAUCAACAAAAUCACAAUGCUCAAUCCAAUCAAAACGACAGCCGACCACACUCACAACCAUCGAGCAUCGCAUCGACUGAUCGAUCGGACUAUGCACAAGCUAUAAAAUCCGAGCCAAAUGACCUUGAUGAGUCACCGUUUCACCAUCAUAACUUAGCGCUAGCAGCAGCUGCAGCUGUUGCGGCUCAACAACGUCAUCUUCAACAACAACAACAACAACAACACAAACAAUCGCAGCAAAAAAACUCCGUUGACCACCACCACCAAAAUCUAAUGGAUCAGGAUGGCAGUAAUAUGCACAUGUAUUUUGAAACAAAAUCGGAAAGCGGCUCAGAAAUUCUGUCGCGGCCACCAACACCAAACAGCACUUCCUAUAGUAUCAAUGACAUGAUCAACCAGCAAAUCGAAAGUAUUCCAAUUAAUAAUAUUGCGAAUAUCAGUGGUGGUGGUGGUUCACAAAAUGAGAGCAACAACAGAGAAAUGGGUCCUCCAAAGAAAUUCCAACUCAACAAAAUGUUUGAAAAGAACUUUGAUGCCAAUUCAAAUUCAUCAAAUUCGUCAACGUCAAGCGGUAAACGAGCCAAUCGCACUCGUUUCACUGACUAUCAGAUAAAAGUCUUGCAGGAAUUUUUCGAAAAUAAUUCAUAUCCAAAAGACAGUGAUUUAGAGUAUUUAAGCAAAUUGCUAUUGCUAUCGCCACGCGUUAUUGUCGUUUGGUUCCAGAAUGCACGUCAAAAACAGCGUAAAAUAUACGAAAAUCAACCAAAUCAUUCGUACUGUGAAACGGAAGAGAAAAAAUCCAAUAUAAAUUACAAUUGUAAAAAAUGUAAUUUGGUAUUUCAACGAUACUAUGAAUUGAUACGUCAUCAGAAGAAUCAUUGUUUCAAAGAGGAAAAUAAUAAGAAAUCGGCUAAAGCCCAAAUUGCUGCCGCUCAAAUAUCAUUGGAGCAACAGCAACAAAUGCAACAACAGAAUAUGAGCAGUGAAGAUUCAAGCUCAAGUAUGGAUGUAAACAAUAGCAUUAGCGGCAGCAAUGUACAACAUCAAUCCGAGCAACAGAAUACACUUGGAGGUACGUUAUUUGGUGGUGUUGGUGGUGGUUUUGGUAAUUCACAGCAACACAAUGACAACCCUAGUAAUGCAACUAGUCCCAAUUUAAGUUUGUACAAAAGCACUCUAUCACCACAAUCAUCAUCGGCACAACAGCAACAAUCAUUUCUUCAACAAGGCGGUGGCGCAACAACACCAUCGUCGAAUGCACGUCACGAUCAGCACCAACUAAUGAAUUUAAUCAAUCCAAAUUUGUUAUUUAAUCAGCAAUUGCUCGGCCAGGGAUUCGGUGACACAACACCAUUUAGUUUACUUCAAAAUAUGGCGGCGGUUGGCGGUGGAAGUGCAACUAGUUUGCUCGAUAAUUCCGUCGAUUUGUCACAGAAAAAGCGUAAACUAUCCGAAUCGAGUGAUAAUGAGCUGAACGAUUUUAAAACAUUGAAUAAAAAAUACAAAGGCGAUCAAUUUGAAUUUUUAUACAACUAUUACAUGCAAAACGAACAAAAUGACGAGCUCAAGAAACAAGAUAAAAAUAGCAUGGAUUUUGACUAUCUAUUUCAAUACUAUCAAAUGAAUGAAUUGAAGAAAAAAGGCGGCAACUUCGAUUACCUCUAUCAAUACUAUUUGCAAAAUGAGAAAAAUCAAAAGCAAUUGGGCUCGCCAACAUUACAUUCUAAAUCACCGGGAUUGGAUGCAUUUGGUGGCGAUAAACCAAGUUUUGACUAUCUGUUGCAAUACUAUCAAGUAAAUGAAUCGAAAAAAUUUCUACAAGAUAGCGCCAGCCAAUUACAAGAGCCGAAAGCAGACAUCAAUCAAACCACCGCCAUUAUGAAACAAAUGUUGAGUUUAAUUCAAAAACAACAACGUUCCGUUGCCGCACUUCAAUCAAAUCCACACUUUAAAUCGCAAACAAAUGAACAACAGCCACCGCAACAACAGCAACAACGUCCAACAUCUGUAUCGCUCGCAUCGACUGCCUCAAUGGAAUCGCUGAACGAACAAAAUUCAGACGUAUUCAAUGCAAACACUUCAGGACUAUCGAGCGGACGAAGUCCCGAUCGUAAUGCAAGCGGUACAGCAGCCACAACAGAAAAACAAAGUAACAAACGCUUGCGAACAACCAUUUUACCCGAACAAUUGAAUUUCCUUUACGAAUGCUAUCAGAAUGAAUCGAAUCCAAGCCGAAAAAUGUUGGAAGAAAUUUCCAAAAAAGUCAAUUUAAAAAAACGAGUAGUUCAGGUUUGGUUCCAAAACGCCCGUGCCAAAGAUAAAAAGAGCCGAAACAGCCGAUGUUACACAGACGAUGAUAGUUUGCAUCAAUCAUCGUCGGUUGCGUCACCCGAUCUUCAAUUGGAUGACUGUAAAAUUUGCGGCAUUCAAAAAAUUAAUUUACAAGAGCAUGUUUAUUCGCGUGAGCAUUUGGCCCAAGUGAAAACACUACUUGAAAAUGGUGGCAUUAAUUGUUUAACCGAUCAGAUGUCGGCCACAUUUGAUAAAUCGCCAUCGGUAACACCAACACCACAGCAACAGCUUCAGCAAACAAAUCCAUCAUUUAUAACCGGUCUCUACAAUCAAUACAUUCUACAGCAAAAUAAUUCGCAACAACAAUUGAACAGUGCAACAGCGGUGACGGCGGCUGCCAAUACCGCUGCACCAAAUGGUGCUGCUUCGUUUACAGAUGAAGGUGGCGAACAUCAAAAAUUGGACGAAAUUCAUUCAAAUCAACCAUCUACAUCGCCAAUGGAAAACAAUUUAAUGCUACAAAUCAACACCGAUAAACAAUCAACAACAUCAGCAACAACGAACAAUGAAAUUCUACAACAACUUUAUAAUUAUAGCCAAAUGAGCGGUGAGUUAAUCAAAUAGAAUCGUCGUCAAAUCAAUAAAUUAAAAUGGGCAAAAAAUGUUGAGAAACAAAUGAACACAGAGACAUCACAGAGUCGAUCUCGUGCGUACAACACAACCAUCAUGCCGAAAGAUGAACUAUAUUAUAUUUCUUGGUAUUAUAAUUAAGAAUUACACAUUCUCAAACAAAACGGUUUUUAGAAAUUAGGGAAGACAAAAACAAAUUGCUCAAAUUUAAUUUAAAAA
Molecule: messenger RNA, 12073 nt
Organism: Contarinia nasturtii (swede midge)
Lineage: Eukaryota; Metazoa; Arthropoda; Insecta; Diptera; Cecidomyiidae
Gene: zfh2
Product: zinc finger protein 2
Exons: 30
Coding region: 1925-11848 (3307 amino acids)
Biological process (GO): regulation of transcription by RNA polymerase II
Cellular component (GO): nucleus
Molecular function (GO): RNA polymerase II cis-regulatory region sequence-specific DNA binding; zinc ion binding; DNA-binding transcription factor activity, RNA polymerase II-specific
Source: RefSeq, a predicted model, not a curated record